Messenger RNA from Podospora pseudocomata, 3169 nucleotides. RefSeq lists its product as uncharacterized. Gene Ontology annotation, cellular component: plasma membrane. The record is from RefSeq and is a predicted model, not a curated record. Gene Ontology annotation, molecular function: oligopeptide transmembrane transporter activity. Gene Ontology annotation, biological process: transmembrane transport. NCBI's taxonomy places the organism in Eukaryota, Fungi, Ascomycota, Sordariomycetes, Sordariales, Podosporaceae. The transcript is spliced from 4 exons. Bases 419 to 3070 code for a protein of 883 amino acids.
GUUCGGGGCGCCACCUGGCCGGAAAGCGCCUUGAAUAAACUACACCUUGGCUCUUAUAUAUCUUCAAAAUACUGCUGUUUCAAUUGUUUUUUGAAGCUUGGAGCGAAGCGUUUAUUUACUUUCUCUUGAUUGAUCUGACAUAUAUACUGAGCUACACGAACCCGGGGAACGUUUCACCUUAGGCCAACGCCGAGUACACGCCUUCUUCCUGAAUUCGAUUCAUUCGGACCCUGUUGACAAUAUUUGUCUGCUCUUUCUUUCAUUGAACCUCACAGCCUUGCAAUUGAUGACUUUAGAAAUGAUGAGCUUAUGAAAAGAUCUGACCAGACGAAAACACUCAUCUCACUCAACUGACCGGUCAUGACCUAAUUUGUACCCGUCUUGUCGCCCUGCCCCUCCACCAGGACGAGAGCUCACCAUGGCCGAUCAAUCUUCUUCAAAACCAUCCGCCGCUGUCCCUGAACAACGUCUCCUCGCAGACGAACCAGAUUCGGACCAUGAUAUCACCCCCAAAGCAACACCGGGUCCUUCCCAGAGCCGUGAACCCCCAGAACAAUCCUCUCCCCGGAGCCCGGUAGCUCGCCUCAAGGAAUCCCUCAACAAAGCUCGCCCCGCGCUCUUCGGCGACCACCUCACAAACCCCUUCGAGUACGAUGAUGAUGACAAUACCUCGGAGAAAGAGCUGUUGCUAGACCCCAACCUGCCCGCCAAUUACGAAGACCGUCACCGGCCUUUGCCCCGGCACCCACCAUCAUCUGUCCGCUCUCACAAACGCCCUUCCCACGAUGACGGGGACGCAGCCGACGCCUUGGAGCUCGACUCACUCAACUCUCAAGACCCAUUAGAGACGUCCGACCACGAAGAAGAAGUCGAGAAUUCGCCCUACCCCGAGGUCCGCGCUGCUGUCUCACCAUACGAUGACCCAACGCUACCAUGCAACACCAUCCGUGCCUGGACCAUUGGCCUCUCGCUCAUCUUUCUCGGCGCAAGCAUGAACACCCUCUUUUCUCUUCGCUCACCAUCCAUCUCGUUGGGUGCCCUCAUCGCCCAGGUCAUUGCGUGGCCGCUGGGUCACGGCUGGGCAAGAUUUGUCCCGGACUAUCAUGUCAAGAUCCCGUUUGUCAAGCAGAAACUCCGUCUCAACCCCGGCGGGUUCAACAUCAAAGAACACGCCAUCAUUGUCGUCAUGGCGAGUGUUUCUUUUGGUGUUGCCUACGCCACUGAUAUUAUUCUCGCUCAAAAGGUGUUUUACAAGCAGGAUUUUGGGCUGAUGUGGCAGCUCCUCUUGACCAUCUCAACCCAGAGCCUGGGGUAUGGGAUCGCGGGAAUGAUGAGACGGUUUUUGGUCUAUCCAGCCGGCAUGAUCUGGCCUGGGAACUUGGUUAGUGUUACGCUUAUGAAUGCCAUGUACGAGGAAGAGGAAACGAAAGGGGGAGAGGGAGAUGGGACGGUGCAUGGCGGGAAAGGGGUGGGUGUAGGGGGGAGUAUGCCUAGGUAUAGGUGGUUUUCGGUCGUGACGGCGGUGGCAUGCGUGUAUUAUUUUGUGCCAGGGUUUUUGGCGCAGUUUCUGAGCAGCUUUGCGUUUGUUACUUGGACGGCGCCCGAGAAUGCGGUAGUGAAUCAGUUGUUUGGGUACAGUACUGGGCUGAGUCUGUUGCCCAUUACGUUUGACUGGACGCAGAUUAGUGGGUUUGUCGGGAGUCCUUUGAUUCCGCCUUGGCACGCGAUAGCAAACACCAUGAUCGGUGUGCUGACGUUCUUUGUGUUCCUGGCAGCGACGCUGCACUAUAGCGGGGCGUGGUACUCGUGGUACUUGCCAAUGAGCGACUCGAAUACGUAUGACAACACGGGGAAGCAGUAUGAUGUUUCGAGGGUGCUGUCGCCAGACUAUAGGUUGGAUGAGGAGGCGUAUAAGAAUUAUUCGCCUCUGUUUUUGAGCACCACGUUUGCGCUGUCAUAUGGGUUGUCGUUUGCGGCGAUCACGAGCUUGAUUGUGUAUACGUAUUUGCACCAUGGGAAGACGAUUUGGAGGCAGUAUAAGAGCAGUACGACGGAGAAGGCGGAUAUUCAUAUGAAGCUGAUGAGGAGGUAUAAGGAGGCGCCGACGUGGUGGUAUACGAGUCUGUUUGGGCUGAUGCUUGGACUCGGCUUCUUGACCGUGUUGGCAUGGCCGACGAACAUGACUUGGUGGGCGUUCUUGUUGGCGGUCUUCAUCUCCUUCGUCUUCUCGUUACCAAUCGGUAUCAUCCAGGCUGUGACAAACAACCAGAUUGGCCUGAAUGUUCUGACGGAGUUUGUCUAUGGGUAUAUCCAGCCUGGACGGCCAUUGGGUCUCAUGAUCUUCAAAACCUUUGGCUACAUCACCAUGUCCCAAGCCCUCACCUUCGUCUCCGACCUCAAAUUCGGCCACUACAUGAAGAUCCCACCCCGCACCAUGUUCAUGGCCCAAGUCGUAGCCACCACCUUCUCCUGCUUCGUCCAAGUCUUCACCCUUAACUACGCCCUCAACUACAUACCCGGUGUCUGCACCCCCACCCAACCAGAACACUUCAGUUGUCCCGGAGGAAAAGUCUUCUUCUCCGCCUCAGUCAUCUGGGGUCUCAUCGGCCCGGCCAGGAUCUUCUCCCCCGGACAAAUCUACUCCUCCCUCUUCCUCUUCUUCAUCCUCGGCGCCGUCACACCAGUGGUGAUUUAUCUCCUCGCCCGACGACGCCCAAAGUCAUGGUUACGCUUCCUCAUGGCACCACUUAUCUUUGGAGGAGCCGGCUCGAUCCCACCGGCUACGCCAUUGAACUAUCUAAGCUGGGGGAUUGUAGGGUUUGUGUUCCAGUAUUGGAUCAAGAAGAAGCAUUUUGGUUGGUGGUCGAGGUUGAAUUUCUUGACGUCUAGUGGGUUGGACUUGGGGCUGGCGCUGGCAACGCUGGUGAUCUUCUUUGUGUUUACGCUGAAUGAGAUUGAUCCGCCGAAGUGGUGGGGGAACGAGGUUGUCACGGGCACGGUGGAUUAUAAGGGGACGGCGGUGCAGAUGAGGGUUGGGGCGGGGGAGAGUUUUGGGCCUACGACGUGGUAGUAGUAUAGUAGUGGGAUACCUACACUUGGAAGCUAUUCACAUCCAUGGCGUAUAGACGAAGAGCUAAAGUCACCUCACGAGGUGUGAGUGGAGCAGGCC